This is a messenger RNA of Xyrauchen texanus (razorback sucker), 2222 nucleotides long. RefSeq lists its product as uncharacterized. The transcript has 2 exons. Bases 1 to 858 code for a protein of 285 amino acids. Lineage: Eukaryota; Metazoa; Chordata; Actinopteri; Cypriniformes; Catostomidae. The record is from RefSeq and is a predicted model, not a curated record.
AUGAUGAAAAAGUACUGGGAUCACGGACCUGAGAUAGAUAAAGCGGCUGGAAAAAAUAAUAACGAUCGCAAAUUUUCUAAUCCGCGGGCUGAUCUCAGAGCAGAGUCUGACAGAGUGGGCAGCGUCACUCAGUCAGUCUCUCAGCCUGAAGAGAAAGACAAAACUUUCUCUCACACCGCACCUCCUCCGAGUUAUGAACGUCUUCCGUCACCGUUAGCGUGUGUGCCCGUAAAAAACAAACUAUAUCCUGAUUUGAAAACUGCGUCUGCAUUUCCGUUCGUUGAAACUUCUGAAGGAUUUAAGGUUCAUCCGUUGCCUCUUGCGGAUGUUAUUGCGAUUGCUAAAGAGCUUCCUGAUCCGUCUAAAACACCUCAUCAGUAUGUUUCGGUUUUGAAGCGAUUGACAGCCUACAGUCAAUUGACAGGGCGUGAUUAUCGUUUCAUACUAACUAAAACACUCCCUCCUGAAAUUACGGAGGAAGAAUUGAUUGAAGAAAUUGAUUUGUUAAGCCCGACAUACGAUACGCCAUCGCCUCGUAACAUUUUGACAAGACAUGCAGCAGAGCCUGUUGAUUUGUCUAGAACUUUCCGUAACGUUAGAAUUGUGGAGGACCAUGAUGACCACGAUGUCGAUUGGGUUUGGGCCAAUUCGGAAGGGCCAACUCAUCCUUUCGUUCCAGGACAAUCGGUGUUGAUUAGGUGUCUGAAACCUACGAAACUUGGAGAACCGAAUUAUCUUGGGCCGGCCACGGUGAUCGCUGUGACAAGGACAGGUGUUCUGACUGAUCUUCAACCACAGUGGAUCCACGCAAGCCGCGUGAAGCUUGCUCCAGAGGAGGGCCUUACUGAUUCAAGGUGAACGGUGAAAGCACUGGAGGAGCUGAACACGCAGCGCCAGUGCCCAACCGGAAUCUUUGAAUUAGGAGGACCUGAGGAGGAACCUGGAACAGUCAACAUGAAAACAUUCCUACUGACACUGCAUAGGGCAGGUGUUUGUGCUUGCCUAUGCCCGUUCAGUAUCAAAACAAAAGCAAGGAGUCACAAGUGUAAUUCCAAUUCCUAGAAAUAAUGUAUAAUGGUUUAUGUUUUAUGGUAAUAUUAAAUGAAGAUGUUUUUGUUAUGAAGGUACGGGUAAACACCCAGAAACAAAGUUACAUAGAGUGUGAUGCCCCAAGUGACCCUGAAGUAUAUUUAGACAGUGUUGGACAGCCAAGAGGUAUUAAAUGUUUGGAUUAAUUCUUGGCUAAAGAUGGAGUAGGAAUAUGUAAAAUAUUUGGUGACAAAUGUUAUACAUACAUCCUGGGUCACAUUGAUGAUGAUGGUAAAUUCAUGAAGGUAUGAAAGGAAAUGGAUAAGUUGAAUAAAGAAUUAGCUGAUAACGUCAGGGAAUAUGGGGACAUUUUCCAAUGUGUUUGGGUGGUUUCGCACCCUGGAUGUUUUCCAUUAUAUCGAUUGCUGUAUGCAUACUUAUGUUAUUAUUUGGCCUAUGUUUGUUACAAUUACUAAUGCAAAAGUGUGACUGUUAUAUUUGUACAUAUAUACCAGAAAAUGAUUAAGAUGGUCAUAUCAUAGAUGGUAUAAAUAAUAUGACAAAAAUUGUUGAUGAAUUACAGAGAAGACAAAUGAAUGAUAGAUUAUGGGUUUGGAGAUUGGAUUACAAGUUAGCAAACAGAACUAUCAAGUACUAAUGACUUUGAAAGAAAUGUUUGAUUGAAAUAUGUUUCAUGUAUUAUUCUGUAAUAAUGGACAUACUGAGAAUCAUGUAAUGUGAUAAUUAUGUUAUAUUAUAACUGUCAUUAUCAAAGAGGCCACUGUCAGAAAUAGGUAUAUCUCAGCUCUGUCCAAGAUAGAAAAUGCUGUGUUGGGACAGUCCAUUCCCAAUACAUUAUCUAACAUCUGUUUCAUAUUAACUUGUACAGAGCCCCCUCCUUGCCUCAUUUCUUUCUUUCUGUAUGUUUGUGUAUAUUGUAUGAAUGUGUAUGACAGAGGUCUGAAGGAUCCUUAGGAUUCAAGGGGAGUCUUCACCAUAUGGACUCGUUAUCUGUGAUAGGCCUAUCUGUAUGAUGUAAUGCAUGUUCUUAUUGGAUAGUCCUGUAAACUCCCCUCCAAUAUUGCAAUAUAUAUUUGUACGCUAUAUGAGCUGAGUUGAGCUAAUUUGAUUUCGCUCCCCAAUAUUGGAUGCUUUGUACUGAUUCCUUCAUGACUCAAUAAAAGACGGAGAAA